This is a messenger RNA of Microtus ochrogaster (prairie vole), 12755 nucleotides long. It is a transcript of the gene Nsd1, whose product is annotated as nuclear receptor binding SET domain protein 1. The coding region runs from base 209 to 8161 and encodes 2650 amino acids. Gene Ontology annotation, molecular function: protein binding; histone methyltransferase activity. The record is from RefSeq and is a predicted model, not a curated record. The transcript is spliced from 22 exons. Lineage: Eukaryota; Metazoa; Chordata; Mammalia; Rodentia; Cricetidae. Gene Ontology annotation, cellular component: nucleus.
GCGGUGGCGGCGGAGGAGGAAUAGGCCGGGGCAGGUCGCCUUCGCUGCCUUCUUGCCAGAAGAGAGACGCAGGGAGGGGGGAGGGGGGUGCGGCGAGCGGCUCCUCUCUCUGCCCUCUGCUCCGCUCGCGCCCCAGUGUAAUGAGGGUCACCCCCUCCCCCCAGCUGGCCCGGGAGGGGGCGCGGGGCACGGUUGAUGCGGGCACAGUAUGGAUCAGACUUGCGAACUCUCUAGAAGGAAUUGUCUGCUGUCCUUUUCUAAUCCAGUGAAUUUAGAUGCCACAGAAGACAAGGACAGCCCAUUCGGUAAUGGUCAAUCCAAUUUUUCUGAGCCACUUAAAGGGUGUACUAUGCAGUUACCGACUGCCAGUGGAACAUCCCAAAAUGCUUAUGGACAAGAUUCUCCAUCUUGUUACAUUCCACUGCGGAGACUACAGGAUUUGGCCUCCAUGAUCAAUGUAGAGUAUUUAAGUGGGUCUGCUGAUGGAUCAGAGUCCUUUCAAGACCCUGCAAAAAGCGAUUCAAGAGCUCAGUCGCCAGUUGUUCGCACUUCCUUGAGUCCUGGUGGUCCAACAGCACUUGCUAUGAAAGAGGAUCCCUCUUGUAAUAACUCCCCCGAACUCCAGUUGAGAGUAACAGAGACGACCAAGAAUGGCUUUCUGCACUUUGAGAAUUUUACUUGUGUGGACGAUGCAGAUGUAGAUUCUGAAAUGGACCCAGAACAGCCAGUCACAGAGGAUGAGAGUAUAGAGGAGCUCUUUGAGGAGACUCAGACCAAUGCCACCUGCAAUAAUGAGCCCAAAUCAGAAACUGGUGUAGAAAUGGCCGUGAGACGUGAACAAGACAGCUCACCAGAGAGUAGACAUGGUGCAGCCAAACGGCCAUUUUUGCCUUUAGCUCCUGAAACUGAAAAACAGAAAAAUAAACAAAGAAGUGAAGUGGACGGAAGCAAUGAAAAAACAGCCCUCCUCCCAGCCCCCAUUUCACUAGGAGAUACAAACAUUACCAUAGAAGAACAAUUUAACUCAAUAAAUUUAUCUUUUCAGGAUGAUCCAGACUCCAGUACCAGUACAUUAGGAAACAUGCUAGAAUUACCCGGAACCUCAUCAUCAUCCACUUCACAGGAAUUGCCAUUUUGUCAACCGAAGAAAAGAUCUACACCACUGAAAUAUGAAGUUGGAGAUCUCAUUUGGGCAAAAUUCAAGAGACGCCCAUGGUGGCCCUGCAGGAUUUGUGCUGAUCCAUUGAUUAAUACACACUCAAAAAUGAAAGUCGCCAAUAGGAGGCCCUAUCGAGAAUACUACGUGGAGGCUUUUGGAGAUCCUACUGAAAAAGCCUGGGUGGCUGGAAAAGCAAUCGUCAUGUUUGAAGGCAGGCAUCAAUUUGAAGAACUACCUGUCCUUAGGAGAAGAGGGAAACAGAAAGAAAAAGGAUAUAGACAUAAGGUUCCUCAGAAAAUUUUGAGCAAAUGGGAAGCCAGCGUUGGUCUUGCUGAGCAAUAUGAUGUUCCCAAAGGAUCUAAGAACCAAAAAUGUGUCACCAGUUCAAUCAAGUUGGACCGUGAAGAAGCUAUGCUAUUUGAGGACUGUACAAAUGACCCUGAAUCGGAGCAUGACCUGUUGCUUAAUGGCUGCCUGAAGUCUCUGGCUUUUGAUUCUGAACAUUCUGCAGAUGAAAAGGAAAAGCCCUGUGACAAGUCUCGAGCUAGAAAAAGCUCUGAAAAUAUAAAAAGGACUAGUGUGAAAAAGGGCCUCCUAUCAUUUGAAGCACAUAAAGAGGAACAGAGGGGAAAAAUUCCAGAGAACCUUGGCCUAAACUUCAUCUCUGGUAGUGUGUCUGAUAAACAGGCUUCAAAUGAACUUUCCAGGAUAGCAAACAGCCUCACAGGGUCUAAAACUGCACCAGGAAAUUUCCUCCUUUCUUCAUGUGUGCAGAGCACUGAUAAGGCAGAUUUUGAGACUUCAAAUUGUGAUUCUUUAUCAGGUUUGUCUGAGAGUGCUUUGAUCUCUAAGCAUUGUGUAGAGAAAAAGAAACUCCAGCCAGGCCUGGUGUGCAGCUCAAAAAUACAGCUCUGCUAUAUUGGAGCUGGUGAUGAGGAAAAGCGAACUGAUUCUAUUAGUGUAUGUACCACUUCUGAUGAUGGGAACAGUGAUCUGGAUCCUAUAGAACACAACCCAGAAUUUGAUAACAGUGUCGUUGAAAUUACAGAUGCUUUUGAUAGGACAGAGAGUGCUUUACCCAUGCACAAAAAUGAAACAAAGUAUUCUAAAUAUCCUGCCACAAACAGAGUAAAAGAAAAACAGAAGUCCCUUAUCACUAAUUCACAUACAGAUCUCUUAAUGGAUUCUGCCAAGACAGUGGAACCUGGAACUGCUGAGAUGUCUCAGGUUGAUCGUUCUGAUCUUAAAGUCUGUACUCCUGUUCCUAAACCCCAACCAGAAUUUAGAAAUGACAGUCUUACUCCAAAAUUCAGCGCAUCACCAAGCAUUUGUAGUGAUAACUCCUUGACAAAGGGUGGGGCUCCAAAUCAAACUCUGUUACCUUUAAAAAGCAGACAGCCCAAGUUCCGCAGUAUAAAAUGCAAGCAUAAAGAAAACCCAGCUGAUGCAGAAUCCUCGGCUACAAAUGAGGACCUCAACUUGAAAUGUUCUUCUGAUACCAAAGGCUCUCCUUUGGCCAGCAUAUCCAAAAGUGGGAAAGUAGAGGGCCUAAAACUACUGAAUAAUAUGCAUGAGAAAACCAGAGAUUCAAGUGACAUAGAAACAGCGGUAGUGAAACAUGUUCUGUCAGAGUUGAAGGAACUCUCCUACAGAUCGUUAAGUGAGGAUGUCAGCGACUCUGGAACAUCAAAGUCAUCAAAGCCAUUACUGUUUUCUUCUGCUUCUAGUCAGAAUCAUAUACCUAUUGAACCAGACUACAAAUUUAGUACAUUGCUAAUGAUGCUGAAAGACAUGCACGACAGUAAGACUAAGGAGCAACGGUUGAUGACUGCUCAAAAUGUGGCUUCCUACCGUACUCCAGAUCGUGGGGACUGUUCUACUAGUAGCCCUGUAGGGACAUCAAAAGUUUUGCUGUUAGGAGGUUCCACACACAAUUCUGAAAAAACUGGAGAUAGUACUCAAGAUGCUGUCCGACUGAAUUCUAGUGAGGGUGACUCUGCCUUGUCUGGAGAAUUGUCUUCUUUGCCUGGCUUAGCUUCUGACAAAAGAGACCCUGCUUGUGGUAGAAGUCGCACAAACUGUAUUCCAAGGCGCAACUGUGGCCGAGCAAAGCCAUCGUCCAAAUUGAGAGAAGCAGUUUCAGCCCAGACGGCAAAACCCCCAAUAAACCCAAAAACCUUAAAGACCCAGCGGAAAAGAAAGUUGAAUCGACCUCCAGCCGUGAGCAUUGGCACUAACUUGCUGGGAGACAAAGAAAGUGGAAGUUUAGUGAAUGGCCCAUCAAGGGGUGGGGCUGAGGAUCCUGGUAAAGAAGAGCCUCUUCAGCAGAUGGGCCAUUUAAGAAAGGAAGACGGCCAUUUUUCUGAUGUACAUUUUGAUAGCCAGGUUAAACAAUCUGACCCUGAUAAAAUUCUUGAAAAAGACCCUUCUUCUGAGAACAGGAAAGGCCCAGAGCUGGAGUCUGAAAUGAAGGGUGAGAAUGAUGGACCCCAUGGUGUUAAUCAAGUGGUGCCUAAAAAGCGGUGGCAGCGAUUAAACCAAAGGCGCCCUAAGCCUGGAAAACGCACUAACAGAUUUAGGGAGAAAGAAAACUCUGAGGGUGCCUUUGGAGCCUUGCUUCCUGGUGACUCUGUGCCUAAGGGGCGGGAUGACUACUUGGAACCACGAGCUCCUCCUACAAGCAUACUUGAGGACUCAGCAGCAGAUCCCAAUCAUGUUGGCCUCUCGGAUUCAGUUGGGCCACGACUAAAUGUUUGUGAUAAAUCCAGUGUUAGCAUGGGUGAUGGGGAAAAGGAGACAGGAAUUCCCAAUUUGACACCACAGACCAAGCUCCCUGAGCCAGCUAUUCGGUCAGAGAAGAAACGUCUUAGGAAGCCAAGCAAGUGGCUUCUGGAAUAUUCAGAAGAAUAUGACCAGAUAUUUGCUCCUAAGAAAAAACAAAAGAAGGUACAGGAACAAGUGCAUAAGGUAAGUUCCCGCUGUGAAGACGAAAGCCUUCUUGCCCGAUGUCGCUCUAGUGCUCAGAACAAGCAGGUGGAUGAGAAUUCUUUGAUUUCAACUAAAGAAGAGCCUCCAGUUCUUGAAAGAGAGGCUCCAUUUUUGGAAGGGCCCUUGGCUCAGUCAGAUCUUGGAGUUGGACAUGCUGAGUUGCCACAGCUGACCUUAUCUGUUCCUGUGGCUCCAGAAGUCUCUCCGCAGCCUGCCCUUGAGUCUGAGGAAUUGCUUGUUAAGACACCAGGGAAUUAUGAAAGUAAGCGUCAAAGAAAACCAACUAAGAAACUUCUUGAAUCUAAUGAUUUAGACCCUGGAUUUAUGCCCAAGAAGGGUGAUCUUGGCCUUUCUAGAAAGUGCUUUGAAGUGGGUUCUUUGGAGAAUGGCAUUGUUGACUCACGUGCUACAUCUCAUUUGAAAGAGUAUCGUGGAGGCACAACCAAGAUAUUUGAUAAACCAAGGAAGCGAAAACGACAAAGGCAUGUUACAGCCAGAGUACACUAUAAAAAAGUGAGAAAGGACGGCUCCUCAAAAGAGGCUCCACGCUCGGAGGGAGAACUGAUGAUCCACAGGACUGCUGCCAGCCCCAAGGAGAUUCUUGAAGAUGGUGUAGAACAUGAUCCUGGGAUGUCUGCAUCCAAAAAAUUACAGGGUGAACGCGGUGGAGGAGCAGCACUCAAGGAGAAUGUUUGUCAGAACUGUGAAAAACUGGGUGAGCUGUUACUAUGUGAAGCUCAAUGCUGUGGGGCUUUCCACCUGGAGUGCCUUGGCCUAACUGAGAUGCCGCGAGGAAAAUUUAUCUGCAACGAGUGUCGCACAGGAAUCCAUACCUGUUUUGUCUGUAAACAGAGUGGGGAAGAUGUGAAAAGGUGCCUUCUGCCCUUGUGUGGGAAGUUUUACCAUGAACAAUGUGUCCAGAAGUACCCACCAACUGUCAUGCAGAACAAGGGCUUCCGGUGCCCCCUGCACAUCUGUAUAACUUGCCAUGCUGCUAAUCCAGCCAAUGUAUCUGCUUCUAAAGGUCGUCUGAUGCGUUGUGUCCGAUGUCCUGUGGCCUACCAUGCUAAUGACUUUUGUCUUGCCGCUGGGUCAAAAAUCCUUGCAUCUAAUAGUAUCAUCUGCCCUAAUCACUUCACCCCUAGGCGGGGCUGCCGAAAUCAUGAGCAUGUUAAUGUCAGCUGGUGUUUUGUGUGCUCAGAAGGAGGCAGUCUUCUGUGCUGUGACUCCUGUCCUGCUGCUUUCCAUCGUGAGUGCCUAAACAUUGAUAUCCCUGAAGGAAAUUGGUAUUGCAAUGACUGUAAGGCUGGCAAAAAACCACACUAUAGGGAGAUUGUCUGGGUGAAGGUUGGUCGAUACAGGUGGUGGCCAGCUGAGAUCUGCCAUCCUCGAGCUGUACCCUCUAACAUUGAUAAAAUGAGACAUGAUGUGGGAGAGUUCCCUGUUCUCUUCUUUGGGUCUAAUGACUAUCUAUGGACUCAUCAGGCCCGAGUUUUCCCUUAUAUGGAAGGAGAUGUGAGCAGCAAAGAUAAAAUGGGAAAAGGAGUGGAUGGAACAUAUAGAAAAGCUCUUCAGGAAGCUGCAGCGAGGUUUGAAGAGUUAAAGGCCCAAAAAGAGCUAAGACAACUGCAGGAAGAUCGAAAGAAUGACAAGAAGCCACCACCUUAUAAACAUAUAAAGGUGAACCGACCUAUUGGUAGGGUACAGAUCUUCACUGCAGACUUGUCAGAAAUUCCCCGUUGCAACUGUAAAGCUACUGAUGAGAAUCCCUGUGGGAUAGAUUCAGAGUGUAUCAACCGGAUGCUGCUCUAUGAGUGCCAUCCCACGGUGUGUCCUGCUGGAGGGCGCUGUCAAAACCAGUGCUUCAGCAAGCGCCAGUAUCCAGACGUCGAAAUUUUCCGCACAUUACAGAGGGGCUGGGGUCUCCGGACAAAAACAGAUAUUAAAAAGGGUGAGUUUGUGAAUGAGUAUGUGGGUGAACUAAUAGAUGAAGAAGAGUGCAGAGCUCGAAUCCGUUACGCACAGGAACACGAUAUCACUAAUUUCUAUAUGCUCACUCUAGAUAAAGUAAGUAAUAUAAAAUUGUUUUUUUAUGCAGGCACUGAACUUACCUUCAAUUACAACCUAGAAUGUCUUGGGAAUGGAAAAACUGUCUGCAAAUGUGGAGCCCCGAACUGCAGUGGCUUCCUGGGUGUGCGGCCAAAGAAUCAACCCAUUGUCACUGAAGAAAAGUCCAGGAAAUUCAGGAAGAAGCAACACGGGAAGCGCAGGAGCCAGGGUGAAGUCACAAAGGAGAGAGAGGAUGAGUGUUUCAGCUGUGGGGAUGCUGGUCAGCUCGUCUCCUGCAAGAAGCCAGGCUGCCCGAAAGUUUACCAUGCUGACUGUCUCAAUCUGACCAAGCGACCAGCAGGGAAGUGGGAAUGUCCUUGGCACCAGUGUGACGUAUGUGGGAAGGAAGCAGCCUCCUUUUGUGAGAUGUGUCCCAGCUCCUUUUGCAAGCAGCAUCGAGAAGGGAUGCUUUUCAUUUCCAAGCUCGAUGGGCGUCUGUCUUGUACUGAACAUGAUCCCUGUGGGCCCAACCCUCUGGAACCGGGGGAGAUCCGUGAGUAUGUGCCGCCCCCAGUGCAACUGCCUCCAAGCCCCAGCACUCAACUGACAGAACAGUCAUCAGGAAUGGCUACUCAGGGACCCAAGAUGCCUGAUCAGCCACCUACUGAUGCCACCCAGAGGCUGCCAGUCUCAAAAAAAGCCCUGACAGGGACUUGUCAGAGGCCACUGCUACCUGAAAGACAUGAGAGAACUGAGUCUAGCUCCCACCUUUUAGAUAGGGUUAGAGACCUUGCUGGGUCAGGGACCAAAUCCUUGGUAUCCAACCAGAGGCCACAGGACAGACCACCUGCUAAAGAAGGACCAAGACCUCAGCCAUCUGACAAAGCCUCUUCAAUGACCAAGCCAAGCUCCUCACCCUCAGUCAGGUCCCUGCCACUGGAAAGACCUCUGGGAAUGAUUGACCCAAGGCUGGAUAAAUCCAUAGGUGCUGCCAGCCCAAAGUCCCAGUCAGUGGAGAAAUCCCCAGCCCCCACUGGCCUGAGACUUUCACCACCAGACAGACUGUUGACUACCAGCAGUCCCAAACCCCAGAUUUCUGAUAGGCCCCCAGACAAAUCCCAUGCCUCUUUGACCCAGAGACUUCCUCCUCCUGAGAAAGUACUAUCAGCUGUGGUCCAGUCUCUGGUAGCUAAAGAAAAAGCACUGAGGCCUGUGGACCAGAACACUCAGUCAAAGCACAGACCUGCGCUAGUGAUGGAUCUCAUAGACCUAACUCCUCGCCAAAAGGAGAGGGCUGGAUCUCCGCAUGAAGUCACACCACAGGCUGAUGAAAAGACGCCAGUGCUGGAAUCAAGCUCGUGGCCAUCUAGCAAAGGUCUGGGGCACAUGCCACGAGCUGUGGAGAAAAGCAGCGUGUCAGAGUCCCUUCUGCCAGCUGGGAAAGCAGCAGCUCCUUCAGAACACCCUUGGCAAGCUGUUAAGUCACUCACCCAGGCCAGACUUCUUUCUCCAUCUUCUGCCAAGGCUUUUUUAUAUGAAUCAGCAACUCAAGCCUCAGGAAGAGCUCCUGUAGGAGCUGAGCAGACCCCAGGACUUCCCAGCACAGCACCCAGCCUCAUUAAACAGGGAAAGCAGCUAUCUAGAGGACUUACUGCCAAGAGUGGGCAGUCCUUCAGGUCUCUUGGGAAGAUCCCAGCUUCUCUCCCCAAUGAAGAGAAGAAGUUGACAACCACAGAACAGAGUCCCUGGGGCCUGGGAAAAGCCUCACCAGGGGCAGGGCUUUGGCCCAUAGUGGCUGGACAGACACUAGCCCAAGCUUGCUGGUCUACUGGGGGCACACAGACAUUGGCACAAGCUUGUUGGUCCCUUGGAAGAGGGCAAGACCCCAAACCAGAGCAAAAUACAAUUCAAGCUCUUAACCAGGCUCCUUCUAGUCGCAAAUGUGCAGAGUCAGAACAGAAAUAAUGCAGUAAAUAUCACAUAACCAGGCAAGCUGUCCCCGGGGUGCCGUUGGGGUUGGGGGGAGGGGGAUAAUCCUUCUUUCCCUUCUCUUCUUAAACAGAAAUAUUCCCAACACUUCCACUGUUCUUCUUUUCUUAUAUCCCAACACUCAGAACUCUCGUGGCAUUAGCCCAUGGGGACUUGUGGUUGUGUGAACCAUGUAUGGAAAUCGUCGGGCCCCAGUCAAGGAGACAGACAGACUUGAGUCUCUUUGCCCUAACUUUUACAUAUGGUCAACUUAAAAUAAAAAGUCCACUCUGCAAUCAAGCAUGGAAUUCAAUUCCAGUGAUCAAGUUGGAAAGUAUAGAGGCUCACAAAGCUACUUCCCUGGCCCAGCAGUGCCCCGUUGAGAACACCUGAUAAACCUUUAGGAGGAUCUGAUGCUCAUUCAAAUCACUGGCAGUUUUCUGAGUAUUGCUGUAUGCUAGGUCAGGAGGCUAGUCAUUGUGUAAGACAGAAUUACAUAAGGCCUGAUCCCAAUGAGCCUGACUUGCCUGCUUGGGUCCCCAAGCAGAUUCAAGGACCUCUGACCAGGGAACAACAGAAAGUACUGCUAGGCCAUGGGUUUCCAGGUUUGUUCUCAAAUAUUUUUGUGUGUAUGUAUGCGUGUGUGGCCCAGAAUGUGUCUGUAUUGAACAUGUUUCCUGGUUGGACUGUGCAUGCAUGUGCGUGCCUGCAAAGCUCUUCUCUGUAAAUGGAAGGGUGCUACAUCAAGGCCAAGGCAAGCUGUUGACUGGGACUUUUACCUGUGUAUUGCAGUCUGAAGAUUUGUUCUUGGAGGAGCAUCAGGUUAGAGGGAGCUGGUUUCUGAGAAUGUAGUGUCCCAGAAGUGGACAAAGGAAAUUGGCAAGCUUACCUUUCUUUUCUACCACUAAUCCUUUUCUAAGAACCUACCCCAUCCACAUUUCCUCAAACACUCAGGUGCUUUCAGAUUUCAGUCUCGGGCAGUGGACAUAGGGAAUUUCUGGCAAACUCCUAGCAAGACACACCACCUUCAAGAAGAGUGUCAGAUUCUGAUGGGAAUUUUCUUCCGGUCUCAUGCCCUCCUACCUGAAGGGAGGGAACUCUUUCCACCUCCCUGUAAAUGGUUGUGCUUUCUGUUACAGAGAGCACAUGCCUGGUCACUUAGCUCAAUGGCAAGCCAGAACUCUUCCCCAAGACUGGAGAGACGUGGUGUUUGGAGCAGUGUCCAAUCUAAGACGACUCCUCGUAACUGCUGAUUAUCUGUUACUGCUGCCCUGAGCUGGGGCCCAAGGGCUGGGAAUCUGUUGGUGCUACCCUGCCCUUCCAUUUCCCCAGCUCACAAACUGCCAACAGAAAGUGCUGUUUGGCUAGUUCUCUCACACUCACCCUGCCCCUUGUCCUCAGACCAUGUGUUCGUUUACCUGUCUGCUUUGCCAACGUAGUAUCUUUAGCUAACAAAUGGCAUCUCCUGGCCAAAACAUCUGGCCUUUCUGUCCCAGUUACAGCUUUUAUACCCUCAAUAGGAUUCUGUUUGCCCCAGGUUCCUCCUAAGUUCCUGUUGAGGUUAGCUUCCAUCACUUUUCAAAAGGAAAGAACAGUGUUGGUUACUGAAGCAUUUGUACUUUAUAUAAAAAUUGAGAGUAGUGUCUGCUUUUAUUUCCCCAAGUCUGUCUCUGGGGUAGAAACCCCUGAACUCAGGCAGAGGGAUGAGGCUAGGACAGGGCUGACCCGAGUUUGGGGGCUAGUCCCUGCACCUCUCUGAGACCUCAGAAUCUCCUCUCUGAAUUACGCCUGCCUAGUUCUCCCCUUUCCUCCUUUCUUUCCACAUCAUCAGAGUAAGAAAAGCUCUGUGUUCAAAAGGAAGAGAAAACAUAAAGCAUCUUAUUUUCUUUUAAAAAAAUUUUUAAACCAUGAAGAAAAUAUUUUUAAAGAAAUUCACCCAGGAAAUUAAAGUUCACUAUAUUGCAUAUUUAUCAUGUGUGAAGAUAUAAGUAUAUAACUGCAGCUAGUAGACCCCUUUCCUGAUUUCUUAGGUUGUGUGCGUAGGUUUGCUUGGUGCCAGUCCUGUGCCCUUUGCUCUCCUGUCAUCUGUAGUUGUGAUCAGAAACAGAUGUCUGCACUGCACUGUCAGAGUCUCCGUUCACUAUGUUGUGUGUUUGAUUACCGUAGCUCUGUUUCAUGAAAUAAACUGUGAAUUGGGGGGUGGGGGGUGCAGGCUAUGUAAAAUUUUUAAGUGAAGUUUAGUCUUGACUUAACUUCUCUAAAAUAGGUUUCAGUAGUUAAUUGGCUUUGACAGCUGUCUAGAAGUGUCUCACAGAACAGGAGGGAGGGAUGGGGUCACGAUUGGCCACUUGUGUUUGUUGCGAUAUUUUCAUUCACCGCCAUUCUUUGGAGCCUUCCUUCCAGACCUGCUGGGAAAACAUCUGAACUGUGUACUUGUGGGGUGGAGGGAGUGAGGGGCAUGGGUGAGAAACAACCCUUCUAAUGACAGGCACGUUUUGUUCAUGGCCACUGAAAGACUCUCAGGUUGUUGAGUUGGAACUAGACAUUUGAGCGGAGACCCACAGCUAACAGCAUGAGUCGUGUUAAAAUAGGGCAUUGGUUACUGUCUGUCCUUCAGUAACAAGUGCUUAGGGAGCAGGGACUUGAGUGUGAUGGUGGGAAGAGGGUGAUCUUGCAGUUCUGGGCUGCGUUUGAAUCCUGUAAUAACCCUUUCUUUGAGGGUGUGAAUUGGCAACACAGAAAAUCUUACUAGAAACUUCUGAUCAUUGGACAGGUUGUAUUUUGGCAUUGGCAUUUGGCUGAGUGCUUGAAAUUUGGAUUGCCAGAGAAUCUACCUGUGAGAUAGCACCUAGGAAGUUCUUUCCAGGGACAAGCCAAAGGCAGAAAUGCUCCUAGGUAGUGACUAUACUUCUUGUUUAGUUAGAGGGAAAAGGGUGGAAUUGUUGAAAUUUGCAUUUAAAACUUCAUUUGUUCUUCCUGUUGGAGCCAACCCAUUUUAAUAGAAGGUAGCCACCAUUUACAACCCCCCCCCUAGUAUUUUUAGAUGUCUGCUUCCCUAAAAUUACUGAGUUUGAAAUUAUUUGCAUAACUGUGUCAUUUUUUUUAACGAAUUCUGCAUCUUUGGUAUUCAUAUCCUCUACCCCACAUGUACAGUCUGGGCUUGAAGUGCAGUAGUAGUGAGCCUUCGUGGCUCUGCACUGUCAGUUCCCUGAAGAUGAACUUUGAGAUUGUAUUCCAGUGUUGUUCCACAACUGACAGGAAGGAUGUCUAGGUCGUCCAUGCAGGGCAAUCAGGAGAGCAUUCAAUCAGAUGGGUCUUGCCCUGGCUCCAAAAAAUUAAGUUUUCUAAAACUUGUCAGGAUAUUGUUAUCCUCUUGGGGAUGUUGUCAUUGAAUGAAAAGAGGCCCAGUGUCCUCACCUCCUAGAUCAGGGGACAGGAGCAGCAGCAGGAAUAUCCUGUUGUUAAAAUUGAGUGAUUAAUGUUAAAAGUAUCCCAAGUCAUUUAGACCUAGGUAGCUUCUGCAGGAGCUUUGAUUGGCUAUGACCAGUUUGUUUCCAGCUGAGCUUCCUAGGUCAGUGCAGUUCUAUAGUGUAAAUUGAAAUACAAAUAAUUGCUUUGUACACAAAACAAUGUAAUGAUGGUGCUAAUCUCAUGGUAUAAAUAAGCACUGCCAAGGUUUGAGGAAGUGGUGACAUGAGAAACCCCAGUUCCCGUUUGGGAAGAUAAUUUAUGUAGGUUCCUUUCAGCUCUAUGAGAGAUAGGAGGCAGGCAGUGUCACUGAUGCCUGCCAACCCAACCCUGGAGUUUUUAGUACGAUCCAGAGGUGAAGAGAUGAUCCCAAAUCCAGAUGAUGGCCACUGAGUUUCUCAGGGCUAGGGUCACCUUUGUCCCAUCCUGUCUAGGACAGUUUAGAAGAGAACUAUGGGUGUGGGGUAUCCACUACCUUCUGCUUCUCUACCUCUUCCCCUCUCAUGGCAGCAUCUCAAUUGCUUAUGAAUAAGGGCAAUGUCUCUUAAGAACGUUGGGAGAGUUUUAUUUAGACAACUACAACCUCACAAGAGAUGUUUUCUUACCAACAUAAGCAAAACAAAAACUCUUUUGUGGUCUUUAUCCUAGAGUAGCCUUCCUGUGACUUAAGAACAUCAGACUAUGAGGGGCUCCAAGAGUAGCUCUUGGGAGCUUAGCACAGAUUGACAGGUAAACACGGGGAGCAGAGUAGAAACCAAGGAGGGUCCUGGUGUUCUCAUUCCAGGGUGGACAGAGUAGGUGGUCUCCAGGCUAUGGUGGUGCCGCCUUAUGUAUGUAGGUGAGUGUGAAAGUUGGGUGAGUACAGCACCUAGGAGCUCAUGGAAAAGCAGCUUUUUAGGUCUUGGCGAAGAAAGCUGACUAGAAAGCUCUAUUUUUUAAAUGGGAAAAGGGUUCAGCCAAGGUCCAUCACUGUGUUCUCACCCCCCCAACAGAUUGUCAGCUGGAAGUGAACCUCCUAGUGAAAAAGAGGGGAGCCCUGUGCUAGGAGUCCCCAUAAACAUGUACUGUAAUUCUUUGUAUAUAGAAAAAAAUUACUGUAAAGUAAAGUUUAACUUUACUCUUA